This is a messenger RNA of Mesocestoides corti, 186 nucleotides long. Lineage: Eukaryota; Metazoa; Platyhelminthes; Cestoda; Cyclophyllidea; Mesocestoididae. The record is from the annotation of a GenBank genome assembly.
ACGAGUGAGGCUGCACUUGUGGAUGCGGAAUGUGAUGCAAAUGAGGGGGCGGAGAAAAAGGAGGAGGAGACGAAAGAGGAAGAUGAUGAAGAGGAGUCUGAUGCGUAUGCGGAGGCCGAGUCGGUGAUAAUGGGUCACUUGACGGCACUUGCAGCUACGCUUCUCGACGUCGGCAAAUCGUGUUGA